AGAGAUAAGGAUGGCAAAUCAGCAAAUAUAGAGAUGUUCAAUAGCAGUAGUCAUUUGGAAAUGCACAUGAAACCCACAAUGAGAUUCCACUAGGCACCUGUUAGAACCUGGGCUGCGCUUGUGAUGUCAGCGCUGCUCCGCCUCCAGGAAGGAACCUGGGCUGUGCCUGGCUGGCGGUCUCCUAGCGACUAGAGCAGCAGGGAUCAGGAACCGCAGAAGCUGGAGAUGCGGCACCCCAGCGAGGGCCACCAUGGGGGACCAGAGGCCGCAGGACCGGCUGAGGUCCCCGGGCAUGGACUCCAAGUCCCGGUACUGUAACCAACCGCCUUCCAAAGACUUUCAGAUGCGCAAGCACGGGCGCCUGAAGUUCCCAUCCAUGGACACCCAGAACUGGGUAUUUGUGAAGGAGGGCAUGGACGACUUCCGCUACGGCUGUCUGUCUCCCGAAGACACUCUCGUUUGUCGCCGUGAUGAGUUUUUGAUGCCAAAAAAACUUCUCAGAGGGUCCAAAGCUGACCCCAAAAGCAGGCAGAAAAAGCUCCUCAAGAAAGCGGCCCUAUUUUCCAAGCUCUCUCCAGCGCAGCUAGCACGGAAGGCAUACGUAGAGCAAGUGGAAGCCGAGAUCAUGGCCAAGCAUCCCUUGGCCAUGUACCCCAAUUUGGGAGAAGAUCUGCCUCCAGAUCUCCUACUGCAGGUUCUCAAACAGCUGGAUCUGGAGAGGAAGCUGGAGGACGCUUGGGCUCGUUGCGAGGCCCGGGAGAAGACAACGGAGGUACCCACCGAUCCUGGUCAAUAUCCCCGUGGGGAAUUCUGCCUGCAGCCUCCCGAGACUGGAGGGUCCCAUCUGAGCCUGGAGCUUCCCACAACUCCGGUGUCCAGUCUCCACCCGCAGCCUCCCAAGACUUGUCCGGGGUCAAGUCUCCACCCGGAGCCUCCCAAGACUCGUCCGGGGUCCAGUCUCUGCCUGGAGCCUCCCAAGACUCCUCCGGGGUCCAGUCUCCGCCUGGAGCCUCCCAAGACUCGUCCAGUGUCCAGUCUCUGCCCGGAGCCUCCCAAGACUCGUCCAGGGUCAAGUCUCCGCCUGGAGCCUCUCAAGACUCGUCUAGGGUCCAGUCUCCGCCUGGAGCCUCCCAAGACUCGUCCAGGGUCCAGUCUCUGCCCGGAGCCUACCGAGACUGGAGUGACCCAUCUGCGCCCUGAGCCUCCCAAGACUCGUCCGGGGUUCAGUCUCCGCCUAGCGCCUCCCAAGACUCUGGUGUCCAGUCUCUGCCCGGAGCCUCCCAAGACUCAUCUGGGGUCAAGUCUCCGCCUGGAGCCUCCCAAGACUCUGGUGUCCAGUCUCCGCCCGGAGCCCCCCAAGACUCAUCGGGCGUCCAGUCUCUACUCAGAGCCUUCUGAGACUGGCGUGUCCCAUCUCAGCCUGGAGCCUCCCAAGACUCCUCCAGGGUCCAGUCUCCACUGGGAGCCUCCCAAGACUCAUCGAGUGUCCAGUCUCCACCAGGAGCCUCCCAAAUCUCCAGAGUCCCAUCAGUUCUCGGAGCCUCCCAAGAAAGAACUGCUUGGGGAAGAUACACCAAGCACAAAAGGGUGCGUUUCUGACUAUCUUCAACCUAGAUACAAAUCAGAAAAACUGCGUGAGUUUUUCAAAUGGGCUGCAGACUUCGGAGUUGAUGAAGAAACCAUUUGGAAUCUGUGUCUAUUUCCCACCAUGUACAGAGCAACCCAUGACGACCAAAAGUUGAAGAACAUAAAGGAGUGUUCCUCAGAGCUGAAGUACACCAUGCAGCUGGGUGAAAAAGACAAGGACAAAUUCUUAUCCCAAGAUAAACACCGGGGCAGGAAAUUCCACAGGCCAUCGAAUGUUUAUAUCACUCAGCCUGUGAAGAUGACGUAUGGAGCAUGGUACCUCAAUCCUAAAUUGUGGAAGAAGCGAAGAAGUGAUGAACCUUUGACUGACCCCAAGCUCUUAAUUAAAAAGCCUGAUGAACCUGACAUUCUUGACGGUCUUUAUGGACCAAUUGCCUUCAAAGAUUUCAUUCUAAGAAAGGGCUAUGAAAUGCCUGAAAUCCUCCAAAGGCUGUUUGCCAGGAAGGGAUGGACUUAUGACUCUGUUAAGACUCCAUUCAGUCCAUAAAUCCAUAAAUGUUGAAGCAUUGUGGAUUCCAUUUUUGGAUUUUUUAUAGAGAACAGGUUUAGAGAGCUAAAGAGAAAAUUAAUGGCCUAGAAGAUAAGCCAUAAGAAAAUAUCCAUAUCCAGCUAUUGAGAGAAAAACAGAAUAGAUAACAGAGAAAUAAGUGUAGGAGACAUCUGGGACGUGGUGAAAAGUAUAAAAAUGUAUAAUUGGAGUUACAGAAGAAUAGAAGAGAAAGAUGGCACAACAACAAUAUUUGAAAAACUAAUGACUAAGAAACUCUUGAAGCUGGAAAAUACCAGUGACAGAUUCAGGAAAUGCUACAAACCACAAGAAUUAUAAACAUAAGGAAAACCACACCUAAACACAUCAUUAUUAAAAUUUCUGAAAACCAAACGUGAAAAUAAAUAUACACUUUUGUUUAAAUUUUGUAUUCCUAAUUUAUGUGGGUACAUAGCACGUGUAUAUAUUUUAAUACUGAUAUGUUAAUAUCAACAGAGAAAUAAUUUCACUGCCCUAAUAAUUCCUUGUGCUCCGUCUACUCCUCCCUCCCUUAGAACCCUUAAAUCUCUGAAAGUUACUGACCUUUUCACUGUCUCCAUAGUUCAGCCUUUUACAGAAUGUCAAAUAGUUGGAAUCACAUAGUACACAGCCUUUUCAGAUUGCCUUUUUCCACCUAGUGAAAUUAGUUCAUCUAUAUCUUUCUGUUUUUAUCACUGAAUAAUAUCCCACUGAAUGGAUGUGCCAUACAUUGUUCAUCCAUUCACCUAUUCAAGGAUGUCAUGGUCACUUCCAAGUUGUGGAAAUUAUGAGUAAAGCUGCUAUAAACAUUAGUUUUGUAAGAAAGUUUCAAGCUGUUUUCCAAAGUGGUGUACCAUUUUGCAUUUUCACCAGCAAAGAAUGAGAGUUCUUGUUACUCAACUUCCUUGCCAGCAUUAGGUGCUAUCAGUGUUUUGGAAUUUUCCGUUUUAAUUGUUAUAUAGUUGUUUCUUACUGUUUCUAUCAAUCAAAGUUCUUGAGAGUGACAGAGCCAAUAGGAUAUAUGUAUAUGUAAAAGGGAUUUAUCAGGGAGAAUUGGCUCACAUGAUUACAAAGGUGAAUUCCCACGAUAGGACUUCUGCCAGCUGGGGACUGAGAAAAGCUGAUAGUGAAGCUGACAGUGCUGCCCUCAGUCCGAGGCCAAAGGCCCAAGAGAACCCAGGAGCCUGUUCGUGCAAGUCCCGGAGUUCA
Molecule: messenger RNA, 3361 nt
Organism: Nomascus leucogenys (northern white-cheeked gibbon)
Lineage: Eukaryota; Metazoa; Chordata; Mammalia; Primates; Hylobatidae
Product: putative protein FAM47D
Exons: 1
Coding region: 251-2134 (627 amino acids)
Source: RefSeq, a predicted model, not a curated record